Oryza sativa Japonica Group (Japanese rice) is the source of this 1667-nucleotide messenger RNA. RefSeq names its product RNA-binding protein L-like. Lineage: Eukaryota; Viridiplantae; Streptophyta; Magnoliopsida; Poales; Poaceae. The record is from RefSeq and is a predicted model, not a curated record. Gene Ontology annotation, cellular component: cytosol. Gene Ontology annotation, molecular function: mRNA binding.
AUGAUGCCGCAGCCGCAGCCAGGGAUGGCCCCGCCGCCGCCGCCCCCGCAGGCGGGGGUCGCCGGGGGCGGCGGCGCGCCGCCGCAGUGGGGCGCCAUCCCUCCCCCGGUGCCGCACCAACAGCAGCAGUACGCGCCGCCGCCGCCGCAGAUGUGGGGCCAGGCUCCCCCGCCGCCGCCGCAGAUGUGGGGCCAGGCUCCCCCGCCGCCGCAGCCCGCGUACGGCCAGCCGCCGCCGGCCCAGGCGGGGUACUACGGGGCGCCGCCGCAGGCGGCCCCGGCCGUCCCCGCGGGGCCCAACGAGGUCAGGACGCUCUGGAUCGGGGAUCUCCAGUACUGGAUGGAUGAGAACUACAUCUCCGCCUGCUUUGCGCCCACCGGCGAGCUACAAUCUGUGAAGCUAAUUCGUGACAAGCAGACUGGACAACUUCAGGGUUAUGGCUUUAUUGAAUUCACAUCCCAUGCUGGUGCUGAAAGAGUUCUUCAAACAUACAAUGGGGCAAUGAUGCCAAAUGUUGAGCAGACAUACCGGUUGAAUUGGGCCUCUGCUGGUGAAAAACGUGAUGAUACCCCUGAUUACACAAUUUUUGUUGGUGAUUUGGCUGCUGAUGUUACAGACUACAUAUUGCAAGAGACGUUCAGGGUACAUUACCCAUCUGUGAAGGGUGCAAAGGUUGUGACAGAUAAAAUGACAAUGCGUUCAAAGGGCUAUGGCUUCGUCAAAUUUGGUGAUCCUUCCGAGCAAGCCCGUGCAAUGACAGAAAUGAAUGGGAUGGUUUGUUCUUCAAGACCUAUGCGUAUCGGCCCAGCUGCAAAUAAGAAAGCAACUGGAGUUCAAGAGAAAGUACCGAGUGCUCAAGGAGUUCAGUCUGACAGUGAUCCUAGCAAUACCACUAUAUUUGUUGGUGGCCUUGAUCCCAGUGUCACUGACGAUAUGUUGAAACAAGUUUUCACUCCCUAUGGAGAUGUGGUCCAUGUUAAGAUCCCAGUUGGAAAAAGAUGUGGUUUUGUUCAAUUUGCUAACAGAGCUUCUGCAGAUGAAGCUUUGGUACUUCUACAAGGUACCUUGAUUGGAGGACAGAAUGUGAGGCUUUCAUGGGGCCGCAGCCCUUCAAAUAGACAAGCUCAGCCUCAACAGGAUUCCAACCAGUGGGGUGGUGCUAAUGCUGGAUACUACGGUUAUGGGCAAGGAUAUGAGGGUUAUGGGUAUGCUCAACCUCAGGACCCUAAUAUGUACGGGUAUGGAGCUUAUGCUGGUUAUCCCAACUACCAACAACCCCUAGCUCAGCAGCCGCAGCAGCAACAGUGAGAUCCAAUGGAAGAUUUGGUUUUCGAGACUGAUCAAAGCCGUCGAACGAGGUGAUGCUUCUGCAUUCCGGAGCAUGUCUGGGUUAUGUCAAUAGAGAUUGUGAUUUGUAGUUCUCCAGAUUUUGACUGCUUAUGAGGUGUUUUGAUUAAGCGACAUGUUCUGUACUUCUGUGAGCCUGGGCUGGUGCACAUUGUGAUUCUGUCGUACAUGUGAACUGCAUGUAGUAAAAAAAUCUUUCGUGGUUUGUUUUCUGCCUUAAAAUUAUCAUUGCUUUGCUGUUAUGUAUUCUGCACAGCUUGUUACCCAGAUGGAUGUCAUAUGCCAUUCGAUUUUGACCUAGCAUCGACUGGUUGAAAUUA